Molecule: messenger RNA, 876 nt
Organism: Didymodactylos carnosus
Lineage: Eukaryota; Metazoa; Rotifera; Eurotatoria; Philodinida; Philodinidae
Source: the annotation of a GenBank genome assembly
AUGAUAGUUGAGACAUGGCUUGAUAAUUCUACAAAUACAGAUGAUUUAUUAUUUCCGAAUUAUCAAACAUUUAGACGUGAUAGAGAAAUAGGCCCAAAUGGUUACGGUGGAAUUCUAGUGUACGUUCGUAAUGAUAUAGCUGCUCAAAGAUACAUGCAAUUAGAGAAACAAAGUUUUGAGACAAUGUUUUUUAAAAUAAAAUAUUCAAAAUAUAGAACAGUGUUCUUAGCUAUUUGUUAUCGGCCUAAGUGGGUUGAUGUCGAUUCAUUUACUAAUCAUCUCGAAGAUGUUAUUGAUGAAUUUAGAACUGGUACUAGUUAUCAUUUUAGUGAUUUAAUCUUCAUGGGUGACGUUAAUGGUCAUUGUAAGUUACGGUACUCCAACUCAACCAAAGAAACUACUUCAGCAGGCUCGCACAUAUAUGAAUUUGCUAAUAAAUCAGCACUACUUCAACUAGUUGAUAAAGCGACGCGACCUAAAUCAGAUACAUGUUUAGAUCUUAUUUUUGUCGACAAUUUAACAUGUAUACAAUCAAUACGGCUAUUACCCCAAUUAUGUACUACAUGUGAUCAUUUAAUCGUUAAGGCCAAAAUAAACUGUUCUUCGGAACCUGUUCUAGAAACUCAGCGAGUCAUAUAUAAUUAUAAGGUAACUGAUUGGGAUAAUUAUCGCGCGGAACUUUCAUAUAUGGAUUGGUAUUCAGUGAUCCAUGGCAGUUCUCUAGAUGAUGCAGUUUGUUUAGUACAAAAUAAAAUACUUGGUAUUGCAAAUUCCAUUAUUCCUCAUAAAACAAUAACUGUGUCCUCUAGAGAUAAAGUCUGGUUUAAUGAAAAGUUGCGUUUGAUGCUAUAUGAUAAAAAUAAAGCGUUUUAUUGA